Messenger RNA from Hydra vulgaris (swiftwater hydra), 7181 nucleotides. The record is from RefSeq and is a predicted model, not a curated record. Lineage: Eukaryota; Metazoa; Cnidaria; Hydrozoa; Anthoathecata; Hydridae.
UUUUCAUCAAAUACACUUAAAUGUUAAAAAAGUGUAUAAAUGUAAAUAAACACAAAUAAUAACGUCUUUUCUAUACAUUUUUUUUUAUUUGUCAAGAUUAAAAAAGGAGUAUCUUUUUAUUUGUGUGAGUCAAAAUUAUAAAAGUUUCAAAUUUGCAUAGCUGCAUUUAAACAAAAUGGAAAAAAAUCGCGAAGAUUGCCUUAAAAUUAGUUCUGUUAUAGGUGUUUCACGCGAAAAACUACUUCGUAGAAACUCUUCUCAAGUAACUCUUGCAAAUCAACUAAAGCCUCAAAAUGAAAAUAUACAAAAUCCUGGUGCUAAGAUAAAAGAAGUAAGGUCUGAAGUAGAGCAGAUAGUAAAUAUUGGAAUAAAAAAGGAAAAUAUUCACAAUAAUGAAUCAGAAUCAAAUCAAGUAACAGAAAAGAUUAAUUGCCAUUCAUUAGCGACAAGUGGUAAAUUAGCUGAUACCACAGACAAAAUAAUAGAAAAUCAGAGUAAAUUAUUAACCUUACAACAUAUAGAGAUAGCAGUAUAUAAGUCUUUAUUAAGAAAACUAGUUUAUAAAAAGACAGCAGAAGAAACAAAGGAUUUAGUAAUUAUACUAAACGAUUUAGGAUAUUUGACUACAAAGCUAGGAGAGCUAAAUAAAGAUACUAACUAUAAGCUUAAAUACUAUACAGAUGCAGCACUAUUUUAUCAGUAUGUGAUUAGUAUAAUUAAUAAAAAUGAUAAGAAUAAAAAAUUAAGUGCUCAAGAUAAAGAGGAACUGGUAAAAGAUAAAAUAGAAGAUCCAUAUCAACAAUUAGAUUACUUACAACAGUUAAUAUUUUCUGCAAUUAACAUUAACAGGCCACAAACCAGUCGUAAGGUUGAUGAAGAAUUAACUAAUAAUAAAGCUAUAUUGGCAGAAAUACGAAAAGAUACUGAAGAAGGAUUACGAAAAGCAGAAAAUAAUCGUCAGCAAGCAAUUAAUAACCAAGAGGAAAAACAACAAUAUCAGAAAUCGUAUGUAAAGGAAGUAAGAAAGUUGUUUGAAUCAAUAGCUAGUAAAAUGCGAGGGUUUUUAGCCAAAAUAUAUUGUGAUAGUGAACAUGAAAUUGGUACGCCACCUUGUAACUACGCUGUAAUAGGUUUAGGGUCAAUGGCACUUAAACAAAUGACACCGUAUUCAGAUUUAGAAUUUGCCAUCCUUACAGAAAAUGAGAAUUACAAACAAAGUGAUGAUCCAAAGAUAAGAGAAUAUUUUAAGACUUUAAGCCAUCUCGCACAUUUUAAGGUAAUCAAUUUAGGAGAGAGCAUAAUCCCCACCAGUAAAUAUGGUCUGGAUAUGAGCCACUUAGUACAUAGAGCAGUUAACUUUGAUCUAGGAGGUAAGACGCCAUUAGGUAGGAGAGAUCAAGGUAAACCGUAUGAAUUAAUAAAAACAAUAGAUUGGAUGCUAAAUUAUGUUCGUAAUGAUAAAGAUAAAACAAUUCAUAUAGACAAGGUUCUACCUUAUAUUUUGGAGAAAGUUUGCUAUGUAUACGGAGAAGAGAAGUUAGUACAGGAUUAUCAAGCAAAAGUUACAGAGUUUUUAAGUAGCGAAUCUAGUGAUGAUAACCAAAAAGGAAUGCUAAACUGUCAAAUAAGAGCGAUUAAAAUAUUGAUAAAAGGAGCGGUGGAACUUGAUUACUUGAAUAGAUUUGAACAAUUAGAGGUGCCAAAAGAAACUCAAUAUAAAGGUGAUCUUGACAAGUUGCAACCUAGAUUAUUUGAUACUGUAGGUCGGUUAAUUGCCGUUAAGGAGGAGAUUUACAGAUUACUUGACCGUAUGGUGUAUAAUCUCGGUCUGUAUUAUAGUAUUGAGGGGGAUAGUGCUUGGGAUACGGUAGACAAGUUAGAGGGUAAAGGAAUAAUCAAUUCACUGGCAGCACUUAAUCUAAAAAAUGCUACGACGUUUGCAACUACUCUCAGAUUAAAGACCUAUUCUCUCCACAAAGCACAGAAGGAAGAUAUGUCUAUAUUUGUUAAACCGGAUGAAGCUGAAGGUGAACUUAAAGAACAAGAUGAGCAGAUAUUCUAUUUAUCUGAAGAAGAUUUAGGAGAGAAAGGAGAGUUGUUUCGGUACUUUUAUACUGCAUUACCUUUACAUGAGAAACUAAAGGAUUUUUGUGAUAAAGAGCAAAAAUUAAGCAAUGCAGAUAAACACGUAUUUUUUAAGAGUGACAAUUUUUAUGACGAUGAUUUUGCUAAUAAAGGUUUGAUAUAUCACAGACUGGCACAAUAUAAAAAAGCUCAAAACAAUUUAGAGAUAGCGUUAGAUAACCCAAAUAAUCGGAAUAAUUUACAAAUAAGAAAUGCAUUAGGACGUAUAUAUAAAAUUUUUGGCAACGGUGAUAAAGCUAUAGAGCAAUUCGAGUAUUGUUUAAAGAGAGCACUCAUCCAUAAAGAUCAACCUCAUCCGAAUGUAGCUAGAUCUUUAAAUAAUAUAGGGACUGCUUAUAGUAUUAAAGGAGAAUAUGAUCGAACAAUUAAAUAUUAUCAAAAAAGUUUGGAGGUGAACAAACAUAUUCAUGAAGACCAACCUCAUCCGGAUGUAGCUAGCAUUUUAAAUAAUCUAGGGACUGCUUAUAGGAAUAAAGGAAAAUUUGAUCAAGCAAUUAAAUAUUAUAAAGAAAGCUUGGAGAUGAACAAACUCAUCCAUAAAGACCAACCUCAUUCGAAUUUAGCUGGCUCUUUAAAUAGUCUAGGGAAUGCGUAUUGUAAUAAAGGAAAAUAUGAUCGGGCAAUUAAAUAUUAUGAAGAAAGCUUGGAGAUGAACAAACUCAUCCAUAAAGACCAACCUCAUUCUGAUAUAGCUAGCUCUUUGAAUAAUCUAGGGACUGCUUAUAAGAAUAAAGGAGAAUAUGAUCAGGCAAUUAAAUAUUAUGAAGAAAGCUUAGAGAUAAAAAAACUCAUCCAUAAAGACCAACUUCAUCCAGAUGUAGCUAGCUCUUUAAAUAAUUUAGGGAAUGCUUAUAGUGAUAAAGGAGAAUACGAACGGGCAAUUAAAUAUCAUCAAGAAAGCUUGGAGAUGAACAAACUCAUCCAUAAAGACCAACCUCAUCCGGAUGUAGCUAGAUCUUUAAAUAAUCUAGGGAAUGCUUAUGGUAAUAAAGGAGAAUAUGAUCGGGCAAUUAAAUAUUAUGAAGAAAGCUUGGAGAUAAACAAACUCAUUCAUAAAAACCAACCUCAUCCGGAUGUAGCUACUACUUUAAACAAUCUAGGAAAUGGUUAUGGUGAUAAAGGAGAAUAUGAUCGGGCAAUUAAAUAUUAUAAAGAAAGCUUGGAGAUGAACAAACUUAUCCAUAAAGACCAACCUCAUCCGGUUAUAGCUUCUACUUUAAAUAAUCUAGGAACAGCUUUUAGUGAUAAAGGAGAACAUGAUUGGGCAAUUAAAUAUUAUCAAGAAAGCUUGGAGAUGAGCAAACUCAUCCAUAAAGACCAACCUCAUCCGGAUGUAGUUAGCCCUUUAAAUAAUCUAGGAAAUGCUUAUAGUGAUAAAGGAGAAUACGAACGGGCAAUUAAGCAUAAAACCCAAGCUCUACAAGUAAUCUCGGCAUAUCAGAAUCAUCGUCAGGUAAAUGUGAUAAUAAAUAGUUUAAUAAAAAUAACUAUUGCGUUUGCCAAUAAAUAUCAUUUAAACAAACAUAAUAUUAAAAACAAAGUUCUUUCUUUUGUUUUAGAAGAAUUAGAUUUCACAGACUUUAACGUACAUUUUGCUUUGGCAUUAUCGCUGGAAAACAGUAAUGAAACAGAACAAAUAGCAAAAAUGAUAGAAGAAUAUAAACUAGCCUUGAUUUUUCUUCCAAAAGAACAAUUAGAAAUCAAACAAACAAUAUGUAACAAGUUAGCCGAACUAACAAAACAUAAUCAGUUAAGUAUUGAAUUAUGGUUAGCAAUAGCAGAAAACAAUAUUACUGAAGUACAAAAGAUAGCUAUUGAUGGGGUUGAUCUUAAUCAUACAUCGUUCAUAAAUACCACUCCAUUAAUACAAGCAUUAGAAAUAGGAAAUAUUGCUAUGGUAUCAGCAUUACUUUUAGGAAAUGUUGACAUUAAUAAACCUAAUACUGAGCAAGAUCAAGCUUCUCCUUUAUAUUGUUCUCUAGGAUACCUUAGACAGCCGGUAAAUAUGGCUAUAGUUAAGUUGUUAUUAGAGAAAGGUGCUGAUGCUAAUCAGCCAAUGUAUGAUGGUAAUACUCCGAUGCAUAUGGCUCAUUAUAAAGGAAACAAAGAAGCAAUAAAACUAUUACUUCAGUAUGGAGCCAAUAUUAAUGCCCAAAAUGCCGAAGGUAAAACACCUUUACAUUGUUUGUUGGAGCAAAAAGCUAUUGAAUUAGAAGAUAAGUUAGAAAUAUUAAAAGAAUUCUGCUAUUUAUAUAAUGCAACGGUUAAGGAUCAAGGUGGGGAUGGUGUAGUAAAUGAUGCCACAGGCCUGGAAUUAUUGUCCUUACUUGCUCAUGAGUUAUUGACUACCAGUGCUGUUAGUACUAGUGUGAAUUCGGAUGAUAUAAACAUGAAUCUGCUUGUUGAUAAUGACUUAUCUAAAACAAGUCAGGAUUUACCUAGUCCUGAAUAAGGUAAGCAUUAUUGUCACUAAUCGUUGAGGCCCAAGGGUAAAGAACGUGCAAAAAUUAGUCAAUCAUAAACUCUAUUCGAGUCUGUAAUACACUUUGUGUGUGCGCCAACAUAAUGUGGAGAGCAUUUUAAAUCAAGGGGUAAAGAGUCAAUUAUUUACUUUGUAUAAAUUGUAUUUUUUAAUUCCAGCAAAUCCUGCUUAAAAUCCCUGCAUAAAAUUUCAAAUUGGUUCAAUGCCAAAGACCAAUUUUUAAUCGGCAUGGUCCAUUUUUUGGCAGCGUUUUUUAGAGCCAAAAAUACGAUUUUUAAAAUAGACUUGUCAUCUAAAAAAUCACCUUUAAUGCCAGUUUAAGAUUAAAAAAUAAAAGAAAAGGUUAGAUAUAACCCCGACUUUGAAGAUGAAAGUAGCUGAAUAGGUAAAGGUAUUAGGGUAUUCUAGUGUUUUCUAUCAAAGAGAUUACCCUAAUGAAUAUAUAUUACAAUUGUUUAUGAUUUUUACAAAGAAUUUGAGCUAUGGUAUAAAAAAUUUCUACCUACCUGUGCUGAUGAAAAGAUCUUUUAUUGAAACCAUAUUUUGUUUAUGAAGCAAAAAGAUCGUUAACUCACAAUUUUGUAUUUUUUUAUUAACAAUUUUUGCAAAGUUUAUCUAGAUUGGUAACAAAAUAAGUUGUUACCGAGUAACAAAAAACGUCAAACAGAUGGUAGUUUAGGCCUUUGCGAGCUAAUGACAAUAAUAUAGUAUUGUUAUUUAACGCCUUGUCGGGAUUUUAAUAAUUGUUACUUAUAUUACCUAUCAAAAAAAUAUAAAGGUUAUUUCGCUUUACCAAUUUAUAGCCGAAUAAUCCAGCUGUGGUGUAGACUGAUACUACCAUUAGUAAUUAUAUUACAAUUAUUAAAAGGGAAUAGCUCCGGUAUAUAUUUUAUUGAUUUUACCAAAUUAUCUAUAUGCCACAGAAAACCAACAGUGGCAAUAGGGUUUUUAAGAGAAUUGCUAAAGUAGACAUGAGUAGUUAUGGAUGGUUUAUGCGAUUUAAAUUACAUUUAAUUAUUAACCCCUUAACUGCAGCGUAGAUUUAAAAGUUACAUUCUCUAUUACGGCAAAAUAUAUUUGUUUAAAAUUAUUUCAAGUCGUAAACUUUUUUUUCGUAUAGUGUGCCGAAAAUUCUAAAGGUUUUAUUAAAAAAAAAAAAAAGUUUCACUAGCUAUUAUACGUCAGACACAAAGAAAGCUAUACCUUGCAGUGACGGAUAUACCCGUCAGACAAGUUUAAUAAUAAAGUAGUAAAUAUGGCUAAUAAAAUUACUAAGGGAAAUGCCAGUGAUUUAUCUGCUGUUUCUCGUAUAACAAAAAGGUUAUUUGGCAAAUUAUUUGGCGAUAAAGGUUAUAUAUCCAAUGAUUUAUUUAAUAAACUUUACUCUAAGGAUCUGAAAAUAUUCACUGGUGUUCGCAAAAGUAUGAAGAAUUAUCUAUUGGAACUGGAAGAUAAAAUACUGUUACGUAAACGCUCGCUAAUUGAAUCUGUAUUUAAUGUACUAAAAAACCAUAUGAGCUUGGAACAUUAAAGGCGCCUGUUAAUCAUCAACAAUAAAGAUGACGUCUUUUUUUGUUGAUGUUUUUUCUGAUUUGACGAUUUAUUAAUUCUAUUGCAUUGGUAGUAUGAAUGACCCACCUAAUCUCAUCAGAAAAAUUAUUAUCAAAAGCAAACCCAGAAGAGAUAUUUCGCAAAAUAAGAAAAUGGAUUAUGGCGCUUAAAGACUGGCCAUUAGCGUUUAACUAAUUUGAAAUACUUUGCGGGGAUUUUAAAUAUGAUUUAUUGGAAAGUAAAAAAUUGAACUUACACAAAGUUUAUGAUUGACUUGGAAAAGCAAAAAGAGGAAUAAUCCCACUCCAAUUUUUUGUCUAAAUAUUUGAGAUCACAGGGUGUUUAUUGUCUUAUUUGGAUGCAAAUGAUUUUGGCUCCAGAUAUCAUAUUUCUUCACUGUUCGCAGUGUAAAUUCCUUUAAGAUCCGCUGUAACCGCUUUUAAAUCCUAAUAAGAAACAUGUUUUACAGAAUUCCUCACCAUUGUAAUAUAGAGAGUUAUACAAUGGUAUUAGAAUAAAUGCUAUUUAUGGCUUCAGGAAAGCCUUUUAAUCCAUUAAAGCAUUCUACAUAUAUUUGUUUUAUUCUCCUGUUCUUUAGCUCAGUUACAACCUACAUCCAAACCAUGGAACCUUCAUUUUUACCAACCCAGAUCCACAGCAAUUUUUUUUUUUUUUUUAAUUUUUUAUUUUUUUUGCCGUUUCUUAUAUUUACAAUAACUAGCAGUAAGCAACCCGUAAUACGCGUUAUUAGUAAAUAAAAUUAAAAAAAAAACCGCGUAUAGAAAAGCCUAGAAAAUGACGUAACUCGACUAAUAAUAAUAUUAAAUUAGCGUAUUCAUAUUAUCAGAAGACAUAUCACAUUUAUAAAAAUUAACGGGAGCAAGAGGAAGACAAUGAUUCUCUUAUCACCGAGCCCCGUUUACAAAAUGUCCGUGUUUAUAAACAAAUAUGAAUAAAAUAUACAAAAAAAAACGUUAAAAAGUACAUAACUUUUGUCAAAUAU